AUGACCCGUACCUUGUCGUCGGGCUUUGAAGAAAGUGUUCUUGUUCUCUCGGGCUACGAUCUUCCAACAACCACCUACAACGCCUACCUGGUUCUUUCUCGGAGCCAGGCCGAAGGCAACUCGCUCAUCUUCGACCUGGCAGACCACUUCUCGCAAGACUCUCCCUCCCCUAUCGCCUCCGACCACCCCGAAUCCCCUAGCACCACUACCUCUACCUCCGUCGACCUCGACCAACUGAUUCCCUCACCACCGCCGAUAAUUGCAGAACAGCGGGACUCGUUCUCUCAGUAUACGGGAUAUUCCCCUCCUCCUCUACACCCUGCAUCCAACGGUAACGGGGUCGAUACAAAUCCGUUGUCAGAGAAUACUUCAACUUCCGUGCCUCGCCUCCGUCGUCGUCGUCGCCGCUCAGAGAUUUCGUCCUCGUCCUCGUCUUCCUUCGCAUCUGAAAUCUCGGAUAUCGGCGGGAAUAGUGACGUGGGAAGCUUCUUUGCACGACCCCCGCUAGCUACCGACAUUUCUUCUGCGGGUACCCGUGGAGUACAACGUGCAACAACAGGCCGUGCAGAAGGCCGCCACCCGCCAUCCCCCAAACGCAGGCGUUUGUCAAACAUGCGGCCUAACAAUGGAGAUUCAGUGACGACAGCGAAUGGACGGUCAGAUACAUCGAAUGGGUUCUUCUCUACGUCGUCGCGCGGGAAGAGCGCUCUGAACGGAAAAUCUUCCAAUCACCUGCAGAAUGGACAGUCAAAUACCAAUGGGUCGACGAAACCAUCAGCAGUAUCCUCGUCAUAUUUUGGGCAUGACCGAGAGGAGGUCACCAGGAUUUUGAUACAGGGGUUAUAUGAUCUAGGCUAUAACGGGGCCGCGAGUGCUCUGAGCAGAGAAAGCGGAUAUGAGCUGGAAAGUCCCUCGGUGGUAGCUUUCAGGAAUGCAGUGCUUGACGGACAAUGGGCCGAAGCAGAAAAUUUAUUACUCGAGUCAUUUGAGGACGGUCAUGAGGCGAACAACGGAGAAUGUAAAUCUCCAUCGUCUUGGGGCAAGCUGGCUCUUGCCGAGACUGCGGACAAGAAUGAAAUGCUUUUCCUGAUGCGACAACAGAAAUUCUUGGAAUUACUAGAGGCUCGAGAUCUGGGGGCUGCGUUGAUGGUCCUUCGACAUGAGUUGACCCCGUUAAACCAUAAUAUUGCUCAACUUCAUGCACUGUCGAGUCUAUUGAUGAGUCCGGUCGAGCAUCUCCGAGAGCUAUCAGGCUGGGGCGGAUCGAUUGCAUUAUCGCGAGAGCUUUUGCUUUCUGAUUUGUCGACUUUUAUAUCUCCCGCAGUAAUGAUUCCAGAUCAUCGGCUGGCUUCUCUCCUGGAUCAGGUAAAGAGUAACUGGAUCAAUCAAUGCCUAUUUCACAACACUGCGCAACCACCAUCGUUAUAUUCAGAUCAUAUGUGCGACCGCAACGCUUUCCCUCGACAUAGCAGUAUGCAAUUAACGAGGCAUUCAAACGAAGUCUGGUAUGUUGAGUUUUCCCACGAUGGGACAAAGCUCGUUACAGCCAGUAAAGACAAAUCCGUUAUCAUUUAUGAUGUAACAGACAGAUUUUCAGUGAUUCACAGAUUUUACGAACAUAAUGACGCUGUUGUGUUUGCUACGUGGAGUCCAGACGACUCCAAGAUAAUUACAUGUUCGCGAGACAAGACGGCCAAAGUCUGGGAUGUUCAGACCGGCCACUGUUAUAUGACGAUCGAGCACCAUUCUGAUAUAGUCACCGCUGCUGCUUGGGCCCCUGACGGCGAAACCUUUGUCACAGCUUCUAUGGAUAUCAAGGCGCCGCUCUGUUAUUGGGGAUUACGGUCUCGAAGUCCAAUACACGUGUGGCGGGACGGAUUCCGAGCACAAGACUGUGCCAUCACACCGGAUGGAACCCGUUUGAUCUCGUCGGAUCAUGAAGACAAGCUAUAUGUGUAUGAUCUUGCGUCACGUGCAGAAGAAUACUGUCUCUCGCUCAAGAAUCAUAUCACAUCGGUUAGUGUCAGCAAUGAUUCGAGAUAUGUUCUACUAAGUCUGAGGAAUAAUGAAAUACAACUUAUGGACAUUGAAACGACAGAAGUUGUUCGUCGUUUCGAUGGACAGAAGCGAGGGGAAUGGGUGAUUCGAAGUCGGUUUGGUGGUGCCGGCGAGAAUUUCGUUGUCAGCGGAAGCGAGGACUCCCAAAUUUACAUCUGGCACAGGGAGAAUGGAGCCCUUGUGGAAGUAUUGGAAGGACACACGAAAGGAUGUGUCAAUGCGAUCUCUUGGAAUCCGAAGAACCCAAGCAUGUUUGCCUCUGCCGGUGAUGACUACGUUGUGCGGAUAUGGACACGAGAUAACCCCGGCGAAAGUAGUUCUAGCAAAGGCAGAUUUUCGAAAUCUUCGGAUUUUACCCGGACGAGCGCUCUUCGAUCAACGACGACGAGCCAACUUUGA
Molecule: messenger RNA, 2457 nt
Organism: Talaromyces marneffei
Lineage: Eukaryota; Fungi; Ascomycota; Eurotiomycetes; Eurotiales; Trichocomaceae
Exons: 8
Coding region: 1-2457 (818 amino acids)
Biological process (GO): proteasome-mediated ubiquitin-dependent protein catabolic process
Cellular component (GO): GID complex
Molecular function (GO): protein binding
Source: RefSeq, a predicted model, not a curated record